Racocetra persica is the source of this 123-nucleotide messenger RNA. The record is from the annotation of a GenBank genome assembly. NCBI's taxonomy places the organism in Eukaryota, Fungi, Glomeromycota, Glomeromycetes, Diversisporales, Gigasporaceae.
UACUUGAAUCAGAGUGAGUCACCUACAGCUUCGUUACUAUUGGAAUCGGGUAUAUGGGUAUAUAUCAUCGCGGCCGUGAAAGUUGAAUAUCGUUGGUGGCUUUGUUAUGUCGUAUUUGAUGUG